AUGUCUGCUAUUCUUUCUCUUCUAUUCACUAUCUGUCAUCUCCUUAUCUUCAUAGCUUUUUAUACAAGUUAUGGUGCUGCUAAUGAUUCUUUAUUCCCAAAUCAAAUCCUCUGGGAAUAUGAGAAUUUAGUUUCGUCCCACCAAAAAUUUAAAUUAGGAUUUUUUGGUUUUUUUUCACUACCUGUAUGCAAGAUAUACCUGGGAUUGUGGUACAAGAGUAUAGGUCCCGGUACUGUUGUAUGGGUAGGAAAUAGAAUGAACCCAGUUGGAUGUGGUGCAAUGCUUGUAGUUGACACAGAAGGACGCAUUUUUCUCCAAGAUGUUAUAGGAACAGUCGUUUGGAUUUAUAAUCCAAACCAGACUGUUCCCAGACCAGUUCUGAAGCUACUGGAUUCAGGUAAUCUUGUGUUUGGAGAUUCUACCAAUCUGACAGCUGGAGAGUACCUGUGGCAAAGCUUUGACCACCCUGUUGACACAUUGUUACCAGGAAUGAAGCUCGGCUGGGACAAGAAAACUGGUAUCGACCGAUCCAUGAGGUCCUGGAGGGCAAGUGAUGAUCCAGCUCCAGGUGAUUAUUUGUUCAGGUUAGACUCAGGUGACUCAGGUCAGUCACCCCAACUAGUUCUUGAGAAAAACCAGCGAAUAAAUUCAAGGUGGGGUCCUUGGGAUGGUCAAAGAUUCAGUGGCGGUUAUGCCCUCAUGGAUAACCAGGCAUUCACACCAAUAUUUAACUCCAAUACGGAUGCGAUUUAUUUCACAUUCGAAGCCAAGAACGACUGGAGUUUGAAACUUUCAUUAAAUCCAGAGGGGAAAAUACAGUUCCUGAAUUGGAAUAAUGCUACCAAUAGCUGGGGUGGAGUGAAGACACUGAAUAUGUACAUAUGUGACCAGUAUAGCACUUGUGGGCCUUAUGGAGUUUGUAUUGAUGAAGAUCUCCACUGCAGGUGUCUUGAUGGUUUCAAAGCUUCAUCACCAGAUGACAAGAUGAAUUUUACCCAAGGAUGUAGGAGAAUAAACCCACUUAGCUAUACUGAUAAAGACGUGUUUGUGAAGAAUACCAGACUGAAGUUGCCUGAUAAUGCAGCUUACUGGGGAAUGUUGUACCCCCAGGAAUGCAAGGAGAAGUGUUUGGACAAAAGAUCAUGUAUGGCCUAUACUAACAUCAAUAUCAGCGGAAAUGGAAGCAAAUGUCUCGUUUGGUUGGGAGAUUUACUUGAUAUGAAAUAUUCACAGAAAGCUGGGAAUGACAUUUUUAUACGGAUGGCACACGAAAAACUAGAUGCACCUGUUUCCCAUGGGAAAAGCAAAUUGAAAAAGGAAUGGAUAGCAUUUGUUUCUAUAAUCUCAGUGCUGGCACUACUCUUGCUUUCAUAUAUUAUGUUUCAACGUCGAGCAAGGAGUACAGAGGUGCUAGAUAAACCAGAAACCAAUCAGCCAGAAAAUUCUGUAGGAGCUUUGAUGCAGGGAACGGAUGUCAUUGCAUAUGAUUCCAGUGAUCUAGCUGCAGCCACUAACAAUUUCUCGCUGGCUAAUAAGAUAGGGCAUGGUGGCUUUGGCAAUGUUUAUAAGGGUGUACUAGAGACUGGAGUAGAAAUAGCAGUGAAGAAGCAGGACGUGGCUUUGUGUCAAGGAGUUGAGGAGUUCAAGAAUGAAGUCAAAUUAAUAGCAACGUUACAGCAUCGUAACCUAACCAAAUUGUUGGGAUACUGCAUAGAUGGAAUAGAAAAAUUCCUAGUCUAUGAGUUCAUGCCGAAUAAUAGCCUAGACAAGGUCAUAUUUGAUCCUGCAAGAAGGGGUACAGUAACAUGGCCAAUGCGCUUAAACAUUAUCAAAGGAAUCGCAAAAGGACUAGUUUACAUGCAUCAUGACUCAAGGUUGACAAUAAUCCACCGGGACUUAAAAGCUAGCAAUGUCUUGCUAGACAGAGAGAUGACACCCAAGAUAUCUGACUUUGGAUUGGCAAGGUCAUUCGAACACGAUGUUGAAUUAAAGACUCAGCAUGUAGCUGGAACGUAUGGUUAUAUGCCUCCUGAAUACAUAAAAGAUGGACAAUAUUCAACAAAAACAGAUGUGUUCAGUUUUGGAAUUUUGGCAUUGGAGAUUGUGAGUGGCCAAAGGAAUUCGACUUAUCGGCACCCAAUCCAUGAUAUUGGUCUAGUAGGCUAUGUAAGUAUAUCAUCCCCUGUUUCACUUAAAUUGACUUGGAGAAUUUGGAAUGAAAGGAAUGUCAUAGAACUACUGGAUCCAAUGAUAGAAAAACCAGGUGAUUUGAAUGAAGUUUUAGGAUGCGUCCUUGUUGGGAUCUUGUGUUGUCAACGGCGAUCCCAAGACAGGCCUUCAAUGGUUCAGGUGAUUUCCUUACUGGAGGAGAAUGAAAUGUCAAGGUUCAAUUGUGUGCCCCGGGAACCUUACUUCUAUAAGGAGUCGAGUCACAGUAGCAGGAGUCGCAAAAGUGUGAAUGGGCUAACUAUUACUGAAUUAACCGGAAGGUCAUGA
Molecule: messenger RNA, 2496 nt
Organism: Solanum dulcamara
Lineage: Eukaryota; Viridiplantae; Streptophyta; Magnoliopsida; Solanales; Solanaceae
Product: G-type lectin S-receptor-like serine/threonine-protein kinase At4g27290
Exons: 7
Coding region: 1-2496 (831 amino acids)
Biological process (GO): protein phosphorylation; recognition of pollen
Molecular function (GO): protein serine/threonine kinase activity; ATP binding
Source: RefSeq, a predicted model, not a curated record